Messenger RNA from Cinara cedri, 896 nucleotides. NCBI's taxonomy places the organism in Eukaryota, Metazoa, Arthropoda, Insecta, Hemiptera, Aphididae. The record is from the annotation of a GenBank genome assembly.
AUGGAAAAGUUUUGUGAUGAAAAGCAAAUCCCUCUGAAGAAUAUAAUUUCAAUUGCUAUUGAUGGUACCCCAGCUAUGACAGGGCGUCACAAAGACUUCAUAGCGUAUUUAAAAAAUAAAGUUCCAGACAUGCUUGCUGUACAUUGCGACAUUCAUCGCUAGCAUUUAGUUGCAAAAAUUUGAGUGAACGCCUGCAUACAUCAUUGCAUUAUGUUAUUAGAGCAGUUAAUAAAAUCAGAAGCAACUCACUAAAUGACAGAUUAUUUAGUCAACUUUGCGUUGCUAAUGAUGAAGAUUUUAAUCAAUUGCUGCUUCACACGGAAGUGCGCUGGCUGUCAAAAGGUACUUGUCUGACUCGAUUUUACAAUCUGUUUGACUCUGUGAUAGAGUUCCUGAAAAACAAAGACACAGGACUUCGCGAUAACCUCAUCACAUCAAAGAAUGAUAUUUUGUACUUGACAGACCUAUACAAGUUAUUUAAUGAUGUCAAUCUCCAACUUCAAGUUGACGACUUGAACUCGAUUAAAACAAAAACUGUCAUUUCUACAUUCGUUGCCAAACUGCUAUUAUAUAAGAAAAAUAUUAGUAGACGUGAAUUUAAUAACUUUCCUGAUUUAGCAGCAGCAUCCUUUAUCAACGAUGACUUGGUUGUUUACUGUCAACUCUUGGAGAACCUCCACAAUGAUUUCAAAGAACGAUUCCAGGACAUUUUAAACAUGGACAUACCAGACUGGGUAUUAUAUCCUUUUUCAAAUGUCAACACAGCAGAAUCAUUCCAGUUAGAAGAACAACUUUUAGAAUUAACCACAAAUAAGGAAAUCAAAUUCAAAUUCAAGAAUGGCUAUCAAGAAUUUUGGCUGCAAAAGCCAAUCAUGGAACUGUACCCUAGAUUAUGA